UGUGGCUCUUUUUGCUCGGAGACGCCAGCAUUGAGGUUGCGAUGUCUCCGAGCAUCUGUUUCGUGUCCAUUGUGUCCAAGCUCAACUUGGUGGUCUUGCUGCUUUCUGUAAUAAGCUUCCCUUCAUGCUUAAGCGACAGAGUCACAGAGUUUGCUCUCACAAAAAAAGAAGAGAGCGAUUUGAAAGAACAGAACAAGAAAGAGGCAGUGACAGUGGAGGAUGAAGAGGAAGAGCUUGAUCCUGAAGACUUGGAAGUGUUUUAUCCAACCCAUCAGUGGCAAACAGUCCGGCUGGGUCAGGCUCUUCCUGCAGGAUUACAUGUGCAGUUAAAUCUUCAGACGGGAGAAAGGUUAGCCAGGCUUCCCAGUAAUGAAAAUGAAAAAACGGAUGAGAAAGAUCCUUCAAAAAAUAAAAGGUUGGGCCCCAUAGAUCUUGACCCAAGUUCAUUUACAACACAAGAGCUCAAAAAGGCAUUGGCUAAAAUGAAGGAGAGCACGAAAGCCGAUACGCUGGAACAAAAGGCUCAUCAGGAAGAUGUCAGACGAAGGUUCCGUUCUAUUGAAAAACUCAAGGAAGAGUUUAGGGAGCUGAAUAUGCAGCUGGAAACAGACUUUGAAAUUAUGUCUAAACUAAUCAACAGAUUCAACAGUACCACUUCAACGUUGGAAGAGAAAAUAGCGGCACUUUAUGAUCUUGAAUAUUAUGUUCAUCAGGUGGACAAUGCCAAAGAUUUGCUUUCCCUUGGUGGCUUACAACUUUUGAUUAAUGGGCUAAACAGCACCGAGCCACUGCUGAAGGAAUAUGCGUCCUUUGUGCUGGGAGCAGCUCUCUCUAGCAACCCCCGAGUGCAAGUAGCAGCCGUGGAUGGUGGCGCUUUGCAAAAGCUGCUGGUGGUCUUGGCCACCGAUCAAUCACUGGCUGUCAAGAAAAAGGCUCUCUUUGCUUUGUCAUCAAUGCUGUGAAACUGUCCCUACGCCCAGCAACAGUUCCUCAGACUUGGAGGACUUCAGAUACUCCGAGAUCUCUGCACGGAGAAUGGAAUGGAGACGCUACACAUCCGCAUUGUGACACUCGUCUAUGACUUGAUGACAGAAAAGCUGUUGCUCAAGGCGUCUCAAGACGACGACGACGACGACCACAUGCGGGAAAGAACGCAGCAGUACAGCCAGGUGAACUUGGGGCCCUCCAUCGUAGAACAGGGCUGGUGCGCCAUCAUUUCAAACCUCUUGAGGCUGCCGGAACACGACACCAGGGAGAAGGUCCUCAAGACGGUGCAUGCGCUGCUGGCCCUCUGCAGAGACAACUAUAAAGGAGACCACAGCCUCAACCACACCUUGGGCCUCCUGCGCCGAGAAUACGAAGAGCUGGCAGCAGAAGAACAAAGGGAAGGGGACGAAGACGGCUAUUUUAAGGAACUCCUGAGCUCUAUAAAUAGCAUCGCCCAGCAGCUAAAAUGAAGACUCCCGUAGCUUUGCAGAGAUGUAGAA
Molecule: messenger RNA, 1487 nt
Organism: Gekko japonicus
Lineage: Eukaryota; Metazoa; Chordata; Lepidosauria; Squamata; Gekkonidae
Gene: SIL1
Product: SIL1 nucleotide exchange factor
Exons: 10
Coding region: 42-962 (306 amino acids)
Source: RefSeq, a predicted model, not a curated record